AUGAGAUUCCAGCCCCUUUUUUGGAUAUUUUUUAUUUUUGUGAUGAGUCUCCUUUUUAUCAGCGAACAGAAACCAGUUAAUUUUCCCAGGAGAAGAAAACUAUACAGACACAACUGCUUCCACAGGAGAUGCAUUUCGCUUCAUUCUCGAGUGCCCUUCCCAUGAGAAAAUCUCUGACGGCCUUGGUUCUACCAGAAGAAGGGUGGAAGCAAAGAUAUCCAACACCGUGAAAACGACCUCAGGU
This is a messenger RNA of Grammomys surdaster, 244 nucleotides long. RefSeq names its product apelin receptor early endogenous ligand-like. NCBI's taxonomy places the organism in Eukaryota, Metazoa, Chordata, Mammalia, Rodentia, Muridae. Gene Ontology annotation, molecular function: apelin receptor binding. The coding region runs from base 1 to 165 and encodes 54 amino acids. The transcript has a single exon. The record is from RefSeq and is a predicted model, not a curated record. Gene Ontology annotation, biological process: apelin receptor signaling pathway; heart development.